AACCGCGCGAAAGGAAAGAAAAGGGGAUCUAUGCCUAGCGCGAGCAUAGGGCCAUUAUCGCCCAACAGCAGCGAAAGCGAAAUUUUUAAACAACAUCCGAGAAAAGUGUGCUGUGCGUGCGUGCGCGUUUGUGCCCAAUCGUCGUUGCCGUCGCCGUCGUCGUCGUCGUGUUUGUCGUAAGGCAGAACCGUAGGAUAGGCGUAUGUAUUUCCAACGGAGCACCGAAGUUGCGCAAAAAUAACCGCAAAGUGUGUAUGUGUGUUUGUAUGUGGCUGUGCACAAGCUCCGGAAGGGAAAAGGGCCACCGUGCUCGUUCCGCUGUUCCUGGAGCAAGAGUGUUCUGGCCAUAAAACCGUGGCAAGAAAACGGUUUUUUGUUGUUGUUGCACCAAAACCCAUUCUAAAUCCGGCACCUGGUCAUCCCGCACUACUAUUCUAUUCUCGCCAACCGGACCAAACGUGGCCAAACAAUCAGUGUGCGUUCUGGCGUGCUGUGUAAGUGUGUUUCAUCCCCUUUUGCUUCAAUUGUGCUGCUCAUUGCUUCUCGCAGCUCGCGCUACUUGUUCAAUGCGAUCAACAGUUUUGACAGGUACGUGCGCGGUUUUCCAUUGUGGCAGUGUACAAAAGCGAUAGGGGUUCGGGGUGGGGGUGCUUUGCUUGAUGUUGUGUGCGCGUGCUACUUAGAUGGCGAAGCGAGGAAAAAACAUCGCGACCGUGUUGCGCACGCGCGUCUCUCGCUGAGUGGUAUAUGCGCGCUCGCAAUGUGUGAGUGAGUGAGUGAGAGGGGUGAGCAACAGAUCAUCAUAACUGGCGCGAAAAACGGUGUUGUGACGUAACACGUGGUGUGUGCAAUAAUCAAAUGCUUUUGAUGCUGUGCCAUUGCACAUAGUGUGUGCGAGAGAAAGAGAAAGAGAGAGAGAGAGGAAGGAGAAGAUAGUGUUUGUGUCUAAUUGUGUGUGUAUGUUUCGUUUGCAAAUGUGUGUUUUGUGGGCAAGACACAUUUUGCCCGGUGCAGCAAAUGCACAAUAAAUUGCGUGCGUGUCGUGUAUCAUCGCGUUUUUAUCAGUGUGUAUGUGGGUUUGUGUGUGUGUUUACAUGUGUGUAAUUUGAAGGGAGCUGUGAUCGUGGAAUUUAACCAACACAACUUAACAAUGUUACCCGAUUGCCAUAUGAUUUGUUGAUUAGAACGGGUGGCUGCUGUGUGUGAUAGAAGGGCCGGGAGUUGGUGGGAAGAGUUUUGCAUUUGCAAACAAAGCGAAUGUGCCGUAAACCUCGCGAGGGUGAGGGGUGUACACUGUUUUAUGGUAGUAAACACGGUGGAAAAGGAAGCAUACAACUAUUAAGCACCAAGGCCAUAAUACCACUGUUCACCGCGCACACGACGGUGCACGCUGGAAACUAGAUAGUCAAUCGAAGCCAUUCAAUCCAUGUAAACCAACAAUCAGUUUAGUCAAAUCGUAGUCAAAACCAAAAAUAACCAAUACAAAGUAAAACAUAAUAGUCAGUCUGAAAGACAUUUAUAGCAAAGGAAGAAAAGAAAAUUGCAUAGCAAGCAUAGAACAAAACGGAGAUAUAAGUAAAACAAAAAAGAAAAAGCCACGGCGGAAUAAAACAAAACCAACAAACAAAAGAAGCAACCCCCUUUUUUGCAAUUGACACCAAAAGAAUAGAAGCGCAAAGUAAGAGCAACACGUUUAGAGGAAUAAGCUAAAGGAAAAGCACGAAAUCAAAAAAAAAAACAAACAAACAAACAAACGAAACAAUGGAUACCAAAGCAGCAUCAGCGGGACCCGCUCCGACGCAUUUACCCUCGUCCACAUAUCCGGCGACGUCACCGUACUCGAAGGGUGCCCGGUCGUCGCAUCAGUAUUUUAGUCUAAGAUGGAACAACUACCAAUCCAACAUGACAUCCGUGUUUCACGAGCUGCUCGAGUCACAGUCCUUCGUCGAUGUAACGCUAGCCUGUGAAUACAAUUCACUGAAGGCGCACAAGGUGGUGCUGUCGGCGUGUUCGGCAUAUUUUCAAAAAAUUCUCCUUGACAACCCGUGCAAGCAUCCGACCAUUAUACUGCCGGCCGAUAUCUGCUUUUCCGAUCUGCAGUUCAUCAUCGAGUUUGUCUACCGUGGCGAAAUUGAUGUAUCCGAGGCAGAACUACAGAGUUUAUUGCGGACGGCAGAACAGCUCAAAAUUAAGGGUCUGUGUGAGGUGGGCGAACCACAGUACGAACAGGAUUAUUCGCCCGCGCUAAAACGUUACAAACCGUACCGGUCACGAUCGCCACCGGAUAACCGGCAUCAGCACCAUCACCAUCAGCAACCACCGCCCCCACCACCACCACCGUCCGGCUCAUCGGGCACGAGUAGCGGUGGCCGGUCUGGCAGUUCUGGAGCAGUAGGAGGAGGAGGAGGUGGUGGAGCAGGAUCGCACGGGAGUGGUAGCGGUGGUGGCAGUAACAAUAACAGUUCGUCUUCCUCCCAAUCGACGGGAUACAGUGAGAACGGCAAGGGCUGCAGUACGGGCAAGGGUGGUAGUGGCGGAGGUGGAGGAGGAGGAGGAGGAGGAGGCGGUGGAGGUGGAAUAGGAUCGGGAACAGGGCGUAGUCUGUAUCAUCCUUCCCAGCAUCAUCACCCGCUGCACCAUCACCAUCAUCAUCACCAUCCGCACCUGCAUCAUCUGCAUCAGCUUCCGCACGGAGUCGGUGACACACGAACGUCUGGCGGCCAUAUUGUCGACGAGGACGAUGAUGGAUCACCGUCCUCGGUGUUAGUGGUCGAAACGCACGAUCUAAGCACAACUGGUUCGAAGGAUAAACAUUAUCAGCAGCAUCAUCAUCAGUCGCAGCAACAGCAGCACCAUCAUCCUCACCAUCCCCAUCAUCAGCCGUCGCAGCAGCAUCCCCUCGGAAGCAAAAUGGCCAGCCUAGGGAUGGGCGUUGGAAUAAAUGGUUCCGUUAUGGGCGUACCUAUGGGUUAUUUGGAUUUUGCACCAGAGCCUCCAGCACCGACAGCGACACCAGUGACAGAACAUGUGGACAUUAAUUGUGCGCCUAGUAGCCACGAUACACGUGAUCUGUCCAGUAAGUAUUCUGUGCCAAACGAUGGUGAUUUACGAGUGAAAUUCGAAACGUUACGUUCGCUAGAUCCUCCCAAUGCGGUUCAACUGGACAAUCACGCUGUCAGCCAUCAGCAGCAGCUACACCAUCAACAGCAGCAAGCGCAACAGCAGCAAGCGCUUUUGCAACAACAGCAUUUACUACAACAACAGCAGCAGCAGCAGCAACAGCAGCAGCAACAGCAACAAAGACAGACACCUCAGCCAACGGGAGCUCAACAGCAGCAAAACGAUCACCAACGGCACUCGCCACCGCACAUGCAGCAGCAGCAGCAACAGCAGCAGCAGCACGUGAUGCUGAUGGAUCAGCAGCAACAACACCAUCCAACUACGCAUAGUCCGGCAUCGAGCGUAUCGUCCUCCUCAUCCAGCCAGCAUCCGGAGAAUUUAGUAACCGGUAGUGGUGCGGCCGGAUCCGUCACACCGGGCCCGCCCACCAACAAUAGCAACGGCAACGGUGGUGGUCCACCGGCAGGAGGUGCGGAUGAGAUGAAGCCCCGACUGAAUCUGAAGCAGGAAAACCUUAGCGAUGGUGGUGGCGAUCAGCAACAUCAAACGAUGGAGGUCGAACAGGAUCAAUCGUCGAUGCACGGUAUGGUGGUGACACCGGAAAUUUCGGGCAUCAUGAACCAGAGCCAAAUGAGCGAUAUGUAUCAAUCGGAUGCAAGCGAAGACUCGAAAGUUGGCAUACUGGAUGGAUCGUCGAUACAGUACACAAACCUGACGAGUCCGAACGAGGCGAAAACGCCUACCGGGCCAAAAACAUGGACUGCAGAAGAUAUGGAAUCGGCGCUAGAAGCGCUACGUUCACACAACAUGAGCUUGACGAAGGCAUCUGCUACAUACGGUAUUCCAUCCACGACACUGUGGCAGCGUGCCCACCGGCUCGGCAUUGAUACGCCGAAAAAGGAAGGUCCGUCUAAAACGUGGAACGAAGAUUCGCUCAACAGUGCACUGGAAGCGCUGCGGACGGGUACGAUCUCCGCCAACAAAGCCUCGAAGGCGUUCGGCAUACCGUCGUCCACGUUGUACAAGAUAGCGCGCCGUGAAGGUAUCCGGCUGGCGGCACCGUUCAAUGCGGCACCCACCACCUGGUCCGCGGAGGAUCUGGACCGUGCCUUGGAAGCGAUCCGUGCCGGACAAACGUCGGUGCAGAAGGCAAGUACGGAGUUCGGCAUCCCAACCGGUACGCUGUACGGGCGCUGUAAACGCGAAGGGAUCGAACUGUCCCGUUCCAAUCCAACGCCCUGGUCGGAAGAUGCAAUGAUGGAGGCCUUGGAGUCCGUUAAGCAAGGACACAUGUCGAUCAAUCAAGCCGCCAUCCACUAUAAUCUACCGUACAGCUCACUGUACGGUCGAUUCAAACGGGGCAAGUAUGAUACGCCCAGCUCGGGAGGCGGCGGCGGCGGCGGUGGCAGUUCGUCUAAUGCUGCUGCUGCUGCUGCUGCUACCGGUGGUGGCGGUGGCGCAGGCAGUGGCGGCAGUAAUGGUGGCGCCAACGCCACUAGUGCCGGUACAGGUGGCAGUAAUGUUGGCGGUAGUCCCCAGAUGGAGUUUAAGAUAGAACCACAGCAUAACGAUCAUAGUCCAGAGAACACGCAACAUUACAAUCCUGCACUAUCGGCUUCCUCGACGCCUACAAGUAAUACGCCGACGCAGCAGCAGCAGCAGCAACAGCAGCAGCAGCAACAGCAGCAACAGCAACAGCAGCAGCAGCAACAGCAGCAACAACUUACCCACCAUUUAGUUCAACAGUCUUCAUCGGUACUACCGGUUAGCAUUCACAUUGUUGAUGCGGCCCAUCAUCAUCUUUCGCAUCCUCACCAGCAACUGCACCACCAGCAGCAGCAGCAACUAACGCAACCGCAACACGUGGUGGUAGCGCAACAUCAGCAGCAGCAGCAGCAUCAUCAUCUGCACCAUCAGCCACAGCUAAUACAGCAUCACAUCAUUCCGCAGCAACAUCACAUCAUCUAUCAGCAGCCGCUGCAACCGAUCCAGCAGCAACCGCAGUAUCAUCCGAUGUAUCACAUCAUCAAGCAGGAAAAUGAUAGAAGUUGAAAGCACCGGCGCACUCGCCAACAUCAUCGGUAUGGCGGAACGCAUCACCAACAGCAGCAGCAACAGCAGCAAACGCACGACGAUCACGAUCAUCGUCAGCAUCAGCACCAUAAUCUGCACCAUCAACAACAGCUGUAUCAUCAUCAUCAGCAGCAGCAGCAACAGCACCAUCAGCAUCAGCCAAUGCAUUACGACGAUGGUGCAUGAUUCGACAGACGACUGAACAGGGAAGAGAACAUGGCAUCAGAACUGUGCAAAAUGACUGUAAAAUGAGGAGCAGAAAGCAUCCAUUUUGUCUGCAUCACUUUUGUUGAUGGAUUGAUCAGUGUAGCGUAAGAGGAUAAUAACCAUUUUGCGUUAUUUCUAGCGUCCAUGGAAAAGCUGCAAUUUGUAGGCAAAUAGUCUGAGUAUGUGUAAAUCAAAACAAGAUCAAACAAUUCCCCGCACGUAGGAGAACAAAAAACACACACAACCGUAGUGGGAUGCGAAUACCGCAUGUUUGCGAUGAGCAGAAAGGUGCAUUUUGAAUUGUGUAGCGUGUUAGUAAAUUCAAUACUAAAAAUGCUCUUAUACCUCUUGUUAAGUGAAACGUUUAGUUCUCCGGUUUUUGCGAGAUGUAAUGUACAGAAAUGGUAAAACAACAAAAAAAAAGGCUUGAUUCUCUACGGGCAAGGCAAAGAGAGGACGAUCGAAUAUUAGGCGAUGCGUGUGAUUUACGCUGAUAAUUGACGUGUAGCAAACAAUGAGUCGAAACAAUAAACAUUUUAGAUACAGCUCGGUAGGGAAAGAACAGAGUAAAUGUGUGCGUGUGUGUGUGUAUAUGGGGGGUUACGAGAGGAAGUCACUGCGAUCGCCGUUAAACCAUUUAUUCGCCUUAAACAGUGCAGGUAAUCUACGUUGCCGGAUCUCCUUUCGCCAUCCGUCAGGAUUCAGGAGUUCGAUGUCAGUGAGAAAAAUGUACGAUCAGUUGAAUCGUACGGGAUAGUGAGAAUAAGCAGCAGAGAUCGUGAAUGUAGGAUGUUUGUGAAAAAGAGAAGAAAAAAACGCACCGCUAGAAAACACGUUACACGAGGAGGCUGAGGAUUGAUAACUUUUGUUGGAAGGUUUUUUUGUUGUUUUUAAUCGUACCAACAAAUGAAGGAUUUUGUUACUUACACGACUGGCGCAUUCCAUAUCGACUAAAUGAAGAUAAACAAAAGAAGAAAAAAAAAACACACACACACACGAACCGAGUACAGAGAGAUACACUUUAGAUAACGUUUGUUUUUAAAAUAAUAAAAAAAGGAAAACAUAUGUCCCUUUGCAUAGUUUGGAAAUUUGGCCACCCGCGAGUUUGUUGUUUCCAUUGCUUCGACAAUUUGAUUGCCGAUGCGCAAUGGUCAAACAAAUUUUGUGAGCACGCCCUGAGCCACGUAAAAGAGGAAGCGAUCCACACACACACCCACACACGAAUGGCAGUUUGCAUGCGAAGUAUAAAAUCAAACGAAACGGACUGAAUUAUUAUGAUUUUUGAUGAUUAGACAUUAGUUGAGGUACGGAUCGGAAAGGAAAACAAAUAAUCUCAUUACACGGCACGUUAGGUUUAUUUGUGUUGUGUCAGGCCAGAAAAGGUGCACAUCUGGGGAAAAAAAAGGACGAUGACUGGAGAAUUGUUUAGUUUAAUGUAAGAAUGCUUCCGGAAAUGUGAAAUACCUCCUCGCUAAAUGCUACCUUCUGGAGGAAAGGUUUAGUUUUGGUGUUGUUUCUUCCAUUUCGUACUGCAAUAAUGGUUCCGCUCACUGUAGCGUCCAUUUUUUUUUAAAUGCAGUUUGUAAUACAUCUCUUCCUGUGUCUUCAUACGUACGUGAAGCAAUUUCUCAUCGAAUGACAAUGAAAAAAAAACAAAAGAAACACACACAAACACGAAAAAAACAAGCUUAAAGUGUCUGAUGUUAUUAUGUAUACAUAUUCUAUUUGCUACUAUUAUUGCUAUUAUACGAAUAUACUAUUGGUUUAUUAUAUUACACUCUUUUUUUUGUCAUUAUUCUAUUAUAAUUAUUAGCGUGCGCGUGAUUGACUGGAAGCAAUUGGUUUUGUAACAAUGCUGACAGAAGCCGUACGAUUAUUUGAGAUUAAAAGAAAGAAGAGAAAAGAGCAGUAGAUAACGUCCGUUUUAUGUUUCUUCCAUUUCAUUUUAUAAAAUCGAAUGCAAAUGUGCAGAAGAGAGAGAGAGAGAAGAAAAGCUUCCGAAGAACAUUAGUAGCAAGUGCGUUUGAAGUUAAGGAUAUUUAGUUUAGGCGGGUUAAAAAUCGAACAAUAUGUCCUGCUGAUCUGGUUACGAACAGGAAAGGAGAGGCGGAGGGACGGGAAAACUCGCUCGAACGGUAAUUGUGUGGAAAACCGAAUAAGCGAGACCGCAGAAGUGUGUGUGUGUGUGUGUGUCGAGUUAGGCGCGGAUUUAAACCGUAAUUGAAACAGAUUUCACAAACCUGAUCGUGGAGACAGGACACACACACACACACAGAAAUACGAAAGUAACAAUAAAUCGGAAAACAUCACGCAAAAGUAUUAACAACAGUUUGCAGUUGUGUUAUGAUUUUUGUUUUAUUACUCUUUGGAAACAAAACAAAAAGGGUUUUAUUUAUCACGCGAGCGAAGAAUCCGAUGCUGUGCUGGCAACAAACACUAAGGAGCAAAUUGAACGAAAGAAAAACAACUAUAAAAAAAUCGAAACAGUGAAGUAUAAAUGAUGGGAAAGCCUAAAGAACGGGAUGGUUUAUAAUUUGCUCAUAGGUCAUAGCAUAGCGAAGACCUUUUUUUGUUGAAAGUUUAAUUAAAAAAACCUAUCACAAGAACCGGCUAGUAUCGAGGAAGGAUACAAGGAAUAAAGAAAAAAGCAAGGAUGAGAUCAUACUCUUCCAGUAGUCCAAAAACAGAAGAUCACAAACGGUACUAUUGCUGAGUGAAACGGAAAGACACACUUGAAGCAACGUCCUUUCUGCAAAACAAAAGGAAAAUUCAAAACAUACAGGGAUAUUCGAAUGUUUAUUCGUAAAACAAAACAAAUAAAAAACACACACACAAAAGCGCUGCUGCUGUGUCUGCUGAGCUGUCUAGACUUGGGAAGACAGUAACCCAUCUGGCCGUUCGUAAUUAAACACGUUACGUCGCAUCGUGAUCGUGCUUUUACGCAGAGGAAUGAAUGAAUAUAGCAGCAACAUGUAAUAGGGCCUAUCGGGAGUGUGGUGGUGUUUUUUUGUCUGCGAAUAGAAUUAUAGCAAAUUACCGUAAACAAACAAAAAAUAAAAGAAAAAAUCCGACGCAGUACGCACGUCGUGGUAGGGUUUAAAGGAAAGUGUAAAACCAACGCUACAUAAUUCGUCCUUUAGGCAAAACAAGCGAUAUAUAAUGUAUAUGGGGAAAACAUGAUGAGAUGAUUGUAGGUAAGCACUAGGAAGAGUUGGUAGGGUGGCAUUGUAUUAUAUGUAGGAGCAGAAAUGAUAAAAAAAUGUAACACAAUAAACAGUUAAAAAGGAAGAUCUGAUGAAACAAAACGUGAAUAAGGCAGAAGAAAGUAGAGCCAAACAAUUCCUUGCUAAAGGGAAGUAUGUCCGACUGUAUUUUUGUGACGGCAUAACACACAAAUACGAAGGUAGAUAAACGGUUGCAUCAAAAUUUAAAUGUGAGUAAGCAACCAAACACACAGUAUACAUACACUACUACUACUACUAGUACUACCGCUAUCACAAGGUAUACUGUCAACCGGAUGGCCGUGUCCGUGGAAGUUGCUUCUCAAUCACAAUAUAUUCCGACACAACACGGUGUUCACUAGCAAAAAAAAAAAAAACAGAAAUGAUUUUGAGUGUGUAUGAAUUAUUCAUACACCGGCAUGUAUUACAAAACAGUUACUUACAAACACACACACUCAUGAACGUUUGUUGUUUCAGUGUAUUGUUUCCGUUAAACAGCAGCAAACGAAACAAAACGGGUUCUUUUCUAGUAUAAUAGGCUACACACAAACAACACAAACAAAUGUUCUUAUCGUGCGGAAUGAAUUGAACAGAAUUUGAAGUUGAAUUUGUUUCCGUUUUGUUGCACUGUCAAAGAAUGUAUAGUAUAAUAUACAAAUUUUACCAUUUUUUGUUUUAUACGAAACCAUUUUGUUUGUGUGAAAAAAUAGUAAAAAUACAAACCUCCAGUCUGCCAGUAUAACGAAUACUUUAACGGUAGCCAACAAUACAGCAUUUAAGGGUUUGUUUUCCGGACUUUGUCCGUAGAUUUAUUGCCUGUGUUUGUAGGGAUCUUCCUUAAAGUUAGCUGGUUCUGGUUUAAUUUUUUCAGCAAUGUUAUCCACAAGUUAUUUCUGUUGUUGUUUUCAAUUUUUUUUGUGUUUUGUUUUCCCAUUGCCAGAAUACACAAUGAUAAAAGAUAAAUCUUCCACCAAAAAUUUGAAAUCUUCUUCUUAUGAUUGUUCAGUAUAGCGAGUAUGCCGAAACCUUUAGCCGCCGGGAUAGUAUGACAGUAAAUUAGUAAGCCAAGUGGUUGACACACAGCAUAAAAUCAAAUGAAGCUAACGCGAACGAAGCUAUCCGUCUGGUACAGCAAAAAAACCCAAAUAAAGUAAUAUCUAUCUAGCGGACAGUUAAUGAUUAGUUGUGCAAUUGUAACAUACACAACACACGAGCGGAAGGGAGAUAAAUAAUAGUAAAAAACCAAUACAGGAUAGCAUGAACUAAACAGACUAAAAACUAAUAGACAGUAAAUGGCAAAAUCAAAGGAAUCAAAAGCAGUUUGUUUAGCGAAUGCGGGGAAUGUGUAUGCGCAUAAUUGCGCCUAUAUCAACGUUCAUUCACGUAGAAUAUAUAUGAAGAACAAAACAAAACAAAAAAAAACAACAUGCAAAUCAUAACAAAUAUACGCUAAAAGUACUAGAACCACUAGCAGCGCCACUGGAAAUUAAAAAAAAAUCCUCUCGUAGACACAGAUGCCACACAAAUCAAACAAUACUAAUCUAACGCGAUAGAAAGUGGACACAACGGUAUAGGAAGGAAAUACGUGCGACAAAGUGGAAGGAGAGAGAGAGAGAGAGAAAAAAAAAUCACAAAUGCAAAAUGGUACGUCACAGUACUACUCCAGUCGAUGCAAACUCGUAAAAAAAAGAAAGCAGCAACACGAGCGAAAUGCAAAUGAAUACAACUGAUAUGUGUACAAACUGUAAAACCAAGAAUUAAAAAAAAGGAAUAUAUACAUGCAAAAAACCAAUAUAUUAUAUAUACAUACGUACACACAACCACACAAACAUAAUACAUAUAUAUACAUAUAUAUGUGGCGAUAUAAAAAGAACAGAAACAAAACAAAAAAAAAACAAGGACGGAUAUUUUAAAAUGAAA
Molecule: messenger RNA, 10541 nt
Organism: Anopheles funestus (African malaria mosquito)
Lineage: Eukaryota; Metazoa; Arthropoda; Insecta; Diptera; Culicidae
Gene: psq
Product: myb-like protein Q
Exons: 11
Coding region: 1762-5172 (1136 amino acids)
Biological process (GO): regulation of transcription by RNA polymerase II
Cellular component (GO): nucleus
Molecular function (GO): protein binding; DNA binding
Source: RefSeq, a predicted model, not a curated record